CCAUGGCGGAGGAGGAACACCUGUCGCCCUUCCACACCGAGAAAAUCGUCCAGUUCCAGGAAGUCACUGGAACAGAGGACUUGGGAGAAGCCCGCUCACAGUUGGAGAACCAUGGCUGGGACCUAGAGGCAGCCGUCCAGACACACCUUGCUCUGGGAGACAACCGCGCACCAACGCCUCCCAUUCCAGCGCAGAAUGGCAGAAAUGACCACAACGGUUGGCAGAAUCUGGCCGGGGUGGGCGGAGGAGGAGGAGGGAGUGGAGAUGGGGGAGGGGGAGGGGCUAACCGCCAUGACGAGGAUGACACAGACACAGAGGAUGGGGCGGACAGUGGCGAGAGAGAGAGCAGCUCUAACAGCCUGCUGCCUGCCUGGCCUCGGGGGAGCAUCUUCAGCUGGGGCUAUUAUCUCCUCACGCUGCCCUUCCGCAUCACCCUCUCCUCCCUCUCCUCCCUCUUCCUCUUCGUCUACAGGAUUGUCUACCCAUAUCCUCGCAGAUUAACUGACCCCCUAGGGGAUGUGCUGCAGUUCAUAGGACAGUAUGAAGCAGAGUACGGGCAGCAGUCCCCUGCCUUCUUCCAGGGCUCUUACUCACAGGCUCUCAGCCAUGCCAAGUCGGAGCUCAAGUUCCUCUUGGUCUACCUGCACUGUGCUGAUCACCAAGACACGCCGGCCUUCUGUAGAACAACACUGUCAGACCCAGCACUGGUGGAGUAUGUCAACAACACCAUGGUGUUCUGGGGCUGCUCUGUCACCACGGCAGAGGGCUAUCGUGUGUCCCAGGCCCUGAGGGAGAAUGCAUACCCAUUUCUAGCCCUCAUUGUGCUACGGGACAACCGUAUGACAGUGGUCGGCCGGUUGGAGGGACCCUGUACACCCGCAAAGCUUACUGAGCAACUGCAGCUGAUCGUUAGGGAUAAUGAGGCCUAUCUAGUGGUGGCCAGAGCAGAGAGGCAGGAGAGAGAGCUGACUGCAGCCCUGAGGCUCCAACAAGAUGAGGACUACCAAGAGAGUCUCCGUGCCGACCAGGAGAAGGAGAGAAAGAGGCAGCAGGAGAGGGAGGAGAUUGAGCGGAAGGAGAUGGAAGAGAGAGAGAGAGAAGAGGAGCAGAGGAGAGAGAAGGACAACAUUAGAAGACUGAAGAUGGAGAGUGUGGACAAGAUACCACAGGAACCAGAGGAAGGGGCUGAUGGCACGGUGCAUAUCGUGGUGAAGCUCCCUCAUGGGGCAAGGCUGGAGAGACGCUUCCUCAAGACAGACAGUCUAGAGGCCCUCUACUACUACAUCUUCUGCCAUCCAGACUCCCCAGAUAGGUUCCAGGUGACCACCAACUUCCCCAGACAGGUGGUGCCGUGCGAGCCCUCAGAGGCCAACCCCAGCCCUCCCACCUUCGAAGAGUUCCAUCUGCCCCCAAGGAGCAUGCUCUUUGUAUCGGACUUAGAUGCCUGAGGAGACCGUAGUAACCGAUGGACAGUGGGGAGGUGGGGGGAAGAUUAGUAAAUUUUUUUUUAUUUUUUUAUUCUUAUUCUUCAUUUGUUAGGAGUUGCAGUAGUCACAAGGAUUAAUGGAUUUGCAUAAGAGAAGGAAUUGACCAGUUAACCAUAAUUGUUGUGAAUGGUUUCAGUUUGCUGCAGUGAAGUGCACGAUUUGUUCUCGUUUACCCCCACCUUACCUCUGCCAUCCUCCCCUCCCCCCGUCUCCCUGCUGCCGCCCAGUGACGAUGGUGCAGGCAGGCUUGACAGGGGACUAGGGGGACAGUGCCAUGUGAUGUUAUGACGGGAAGCACGUGAACUACCGUUGUAUACAGAGGGUUUAUUGGUCAUCAUUGCCUUAAUUCCGUGUCUGUGCAUGGAAGUGAUAAAUACAUAGGCAGUAAUCAGGUAGAUUUAAUUCCAAAUCAAAAAAGGGAAGUAAACAAAGCUGCAAUGAAAACGAAAAAAAAAAAAUAUAUAACUGUUUCUGUGACAGGAAAGUAGAGAAUUCCCAGUGUCUGAAAGUCUGGUAUAAUUAAAAAGAACCAGAAUUUUAGUGAUAGUGUUGAUAGAUGUUUGCUUCUUGGGGGGUGUGAAGUGUGUAUUCUAUGUCUGGUUGGAGGGUGUACAUAAAUUUUGUAAGUAUAUUGUACUGUUUGCUUGUGGUAUGGGCUUGACAAAAUGUAACUAAAGAUGCUAGUUAGGGCAUUUAUUUAAUGACAACGAGAAAAGUAGGUAGCCAUUAUCCUAGCUAAUAAUUUUUACAGUUGAAAAAUUGUAUCUAGUGCUGUAUAUGAGAGAUUGAAGGAGAGGGAAAGGGAGACAAACAUUUACAAACAAAUCCUCAGGAACACAAACAUACUCAUUGUCUCUUAUUCAUUAACAUUAUACCCUCUUCCCUUUUUUUUUUUCUCCUUUUACAUCCUCCCUCCCUCUCUCCCUCGGUUUCCAGCAGAGACCCAGAGGCUAUGACAAGAUAUUAAGAUGGAGACAACACUGCUAAUACUUCCAGUGGACUUUUUCAAAAGUUGUGGCUGAGAAAAAGACUUUGUGCUGAAACUGUCUUCAGUCCCAUGUAUGUGAGGGGGCUUGUAUGUGCACUCAAGGUCUGAAUUCCUGUGGGAAUAAAAGUAACUAGAAAUGAGUAGUUUCUAACUUGGUUGGUGUCUUCUUAUAUGUAUAUUUAUAAUAACUGACAUCUUUCUUAUUUAUAUUUGCACUUUGCUGUGGGUGAAUUUGUUUUUGUGUGUGUCUAUAGCUUUAGAAAUGUGUCUGGAAACUAAGUCAGUGUUAUGUAUUGUGGGAAAGACAAACAAGAGCUGAUCAGGGUGUUUUAAGAAUUGAGGUGGAUAAUGGUGCUGUAUUUAGUUAGAUUGUAUCUGAAAAAAGAAAACUAAAUAGAAAAAUGGUAAUUGAAAAGAAAGUGAGAUGUGAAUUUUUUUGUUUAUUUUAUAUUUAUAUUGAUAUAGAUAUUUUUUUGAACAGGUGAAAUAGCCAUUGCUUUUGCUGAAAUACAGAAAAAAAAGCAGAGUUCAAAUUAAUGGGAACAGCAACUCAUAAGCAGAGAGGGACCCAUCGUAGGCUGCUGCUUGCUGUUCAGAAAUAAGAUUGAAAUGCCACACCAACUUCAACAUAUCUUGGUGGAUGGACCUCCUCCCUGCGUUGAAUUCCUACCCCCCCUAUCCUCUCGCUAUUCCUAUUCCUCCUCCUCCUCCUCCUC
Messenger RNA from Penaeus indicus, 3191 nucleotides. It is a transcript of the gene Faf2, whose product is annotated as FAS-associated factor 2-like. NCBI's taxonomy places the organism in Eukaryota, Metazoa, Arthropoda, Malacostraca, Decapoda, Penaeidae. Gene Ontology annotation, cellular component: endoplasmic reticulum. The record is from RefSeq and is a predicted model, not a curated record. The transcript is spliced from 8 exons. Bases 3 to 1448 code for a protein of 481 amino acids. Gene Ontology annotation, molecular function: ubiquitin binding.